UGGGACACGUCCUUUUAACGUCAGUAUAACGGGAUUGUGACGGUGAAGUGAAGUGAAUGUGGAUUUGGGACGCGGCCGCUGUGUGUUUCCUCUCCGCACGCAGUGAGUUUAUUAUUAAACCGUGACUGAUGAUCCUGUGGAGUGUGUUUUGAUGAUGAUGAUGAUGAUGAUGGUGUGAGAGCUGAUCUUCUCCUCCUGGACACUGGAGUGUGAAGCUCGUCUCUGAUGGAUCUCUCGUCCUCCUCGUCUGGGCAGAAGGCCCCCCCUCCACGCGUUACCCAUAAUGCACCUGACCCAGCACUCGGACCUUCAGAUCAGACAGAGGCCCCGUCUGCGUCCUGUGAGACGUCUAGACUCGGGUCCAGGUCCAGGCCUGGUGUAGGAGCUCGUGAGAAGCUGAAGUUCAUCCUGGGGGCGUCGGAGGACAAUUCGUCAGAGGAUGAGACGUCCACUCAGGACUCGUCCCACAUCAGGAGACGGGGAGACGUACCUGAGACACACCCUGACACAGCCACGUCCCAAUCCACAGUCAUGAGGACGAGUCUGUCUGGUCAUAACCUGGUGAGAAAAGGUCAGAGGAGGAUGGACGUCCAGAGGGAUUUCACCGUGGCCUCGCCGGCCGAGUUCGUCAAGAGAUUUGGGGGAAUCCGCAUCAUCGAAAAGGUGCUGAUCGCUAAUAACGGCAUCGCCGCAGUGAAGUGCAUGCGCUCCAUCCGCCGCUGGUCCUACGAGAUGUUCCGCAACGAGAGAACCAUCCGCUUCGUCGUCAUGGUGACGCCCGAGGAUCUGAAAGCUAACGCGGAGUACAUUAAAAUGGCGGAUCACUAUGUGCCGGUCCCCGGUGGGCCGAACAACAAUAACUACGCCAAUGUGGAGAUGAUCGUGGACAUCGCAAAGAGAAUACCAGUCCAGGCGGUGUGGGCCGGGUGGGGUCACGCCUCAGAAAACCCAAAGCUACCGGAGCUGCUUCAUAAAGCGGGAAUCUCCUUUUUAGGUCCGUCCAGUAAGGCCAUGUGGGCUCUGGGAGAUAAAGUGGCGUCUUCUAUUGUAGCCCAGAGCGCAGGGAUCCCCACUCUACCCUGGUCUGGGUCUGGUCUGAAGGUAGCGUGGAGAGAGGAAGAACAGACACUAGGUCAUGUGAUCAGCGUCCCUCAGGAGCUCUACGCCCAGGGGUGUGUUAGAGACGUGGACGAAGGACUGGAGGGUGCAGAGAAGAUCGGUUACCCCGUAGUGAUCAAGGCGUCGGAGGGAGGAGGAGGGAAAGGAAUCAGGAAAGUGGACAGAGCUGAAGAUUUCCCCAGCUUCUUCAGACAGGUCCAGGUGGAGGUCCCCGGGUCGCCCAUCUUCAUCAUGCAGCUGGCUCAGCACGCCCGGCACCAGGAGGUCCAGAUCCUGUCGGACCAGUACGGGAACGCCGUGUCCCUGUUCGGGAGGGACUGCUCCAUCCAGCGGAGACACCAGAAGAUCAUCGAGGAGGCUCCCACCACCAUCGCCUCACCCUCCACCUUCCAGCAGAUGGAGAGGUUUGCCGUGCGCAUGGCUAAGAUGGUGGGCUACGUGAGCGCGGGGACGGUGGAGUAUCUCUACUCAGAGGACGGAACCUUUCACUUCCUGGAGCUGAACCCCAGACUGCAGGUGGAGCACCCGUGUACUGAGAUGAUCGCAGACGUUAACCUGCCCGCGGCGCAGUUACAGAUCGCGAUGGGGAUUCCUCUGCACAGGAUUAAGGACAUCCGCGUGCUGUACGGCGAGUCCCCGUGGGACGACACCCCUAUUAAUUUCGAGGAGCCGGAGUGUGUCCCCUGUCCUCGAGGACACGUCAUCGCCGCUCGCAUCACCAGCGAGAACCCGGACGAGGGGUUCAAGCCGAGCUCGGGGACGGUGCAGGAGCUGAACUUCCGCAGCAGUAAGAACGUCUGGGGUUACUUCAGCGUGGGGGCGGCGGGGGGGCUGCACGAGUUCGCCGACUCGCAGUUCGGGCACUGUUUCUCCUGGGGGGAGAACCGGGAGGAGGCCAUCUCGAACAUGGUGGUGGCCAUGAAGGAACUGUCGAUCAGAGGAGACUUCAGGACCACAGUGGAGUAUCUGAUCAGACUGCUGGAGACGGAGAGCUUCAGGAACAACGACAUCGACACGGGCUGGCUGGACCACCUGAUCGCUGAGAAGGUGCAGGCGGAGAGGCCCGACACCAUGCUGGGUGUGGUGUGUGGAGCGCUACAUGUAGCCGACGCCAGCUUUAGGAAGAGCAUGUCUGACUUCCUGCACUCACUCGAGAGAGGUCAGGUGUUACCUGCUGCCAGUCUGGUGAACACUGUGGAGGUGGAUCUGAUCUACGAGGGGAUCAAAUACUGUCUCAAGGUGGCUCGUCAGUCUCCCACCACCUACGUGAUCAUAAUGAACGGCUCUGACAUCGAGAUCGACGUACACACACUGACAGACGGAGGUCUCCUCCUCUCCUACAGCGGCAGCAGCUACACCACAUACAUGAAGGAGGAAGUGGACAGUUACCGGAUCACGGUGGGUAAUAAGACGUGUGUGUUUGAGAAGGAGCGAGACCCCACGGUGCUGCGGUCGCCCUCUGCUGGUAAACUGCUGCAGUACGUGGUGGAGGACGGAGCGCACGUGAGUGCGGGACACCCGUACGCCGAGAUCGAGGUGAUGAAGAUGGUGAUGUCACUGAGUGUGCAGGAGUCGGGCCGUGUUCACUGUGUGAAGCGACCCGGAGCCGUGUUGGUGCCCGGCUGUGUGGUGGCGCGAAUCGAGCUGGACGACCCCAGCACCGUUCACCCUGUGGAGCUGAACACACAGCCGUUACCCGCUCAGGAGCCGCUGCCCAUCGUGGGCGAGAAGCUGCACCAGGUCUUCCACAGCGUCCUGGAGAACCUGAUGAAGGUCAUGGAUGGGUUCUGUCUCUCUGAGCCUUACUUCAGCACUAGACUGAACAAGUGGGUGGAGACCCUGAUGCGGACUCUGCGCGACCCGUCUCUUCCCCUGCUGGAGCUGCAGGACAUCAUGACCAGCGUCUCGGGUCGCAUCCCCGUCACGGUGGAGAAGGUCAUCCGUAAGGUCAUGGCCCAGUACGCCAGUAACAUCACCUCGGUGCUCUGCCAGUUCCCCAGUCAGAGGAUUGCGAAUAUCCUGGACAGUCACGCCGCCACGCUGCAGAGGAAAGCGGACCGCGAGGUUUUCUUCAUGAACACGCAGAGCAUCGUACAGCUCGUGCAGAGGUAUCGUAGUGGGAUUCGAGGUUAUAUGAAGGUGGUAGUGUUGGACCUGCUGAGGCGUUACCUGCAGGUGGAGAUACAGUUCCAGCAAGGGACGUACGAUAAGUGUGUGAUAAACCUGCGAGAGCAGUACAAGCCCGACAUGACCCCCGUGCUGGAGCACAUCUUCUCCCACGCCCAGGUCUCCAAGAAGAACGUCCUGGUCUCCAUGCUGAUCGAUCAGCUGUGUGGGCGGGACCCAGUGCUGACGGACGAUGUGGUACUGGUGCUAAACGAGUUCACGCAACUCAGCAAGAUGGAGAACUCCAAGGUGUCGCUGUGUGCCAGACAGGCGCUCAUCGUGUCCCAUAUGCCCUCGUAUGAAGUGAGACACAACCAGGUGGAGUCCAUCUUCCUGUCCGCUAUAGACAUGUACGGACACCAGUUCUGUCCUGAGAACCUGAAGAAACUCAUCCUAUCUGAGACGUCCAUCUUUGAUGUUUUGCCCAGCUUCUUCUACCACACUAACCGUGUGGUGUGUAUGGCUGCAUUAGAGGUGUAUGUGAGGAGGGGUUAUAUAGCCUACGAGCUGAACAGUCUGCAGCACCACCAGAUGAGAGACGGCACGUGUGCUGUACACUUCCAGUUCAUGCUCCCUUCAUCUCACCCUAACAGAGAACGGUACAUCAGAACGAGACACUCCAUUCCCAGUGCCAUGUUGCCAGCGAGCGGCUCGGGCCAGUUUGAUUCGAUACCACGUCAGGGCAGCGAGCUCUUCCUGGAGGGGGCGCUGUCUCCUCCCUGUCAGAGGAUGGGAGCCAUGGUGGCCUUCCGCUGCUUCGAUGACUUCAGAAGGUGUUUCGAUGAGGUCAUUUCCUGUUUCGCCGACCCGCUGUGUGAGGGGACGCUGUUCUCAGAGACGGUCUAUGAUGAAGAGAGCAUUAAGAGUAUGAGGGAGAACCCCAUCCACAUCAUUAACGUCUCCAUCAAGUCCGCCGACACCGAGGACGACGACGCUCUGGUCACCGAGUUCAGCGACUUCGCUCAGUCCAAAAAAGUUGUGCUGUACGAGUACGGAAUCAGGAGAAUCACCUUCCUGAUAGCACAGAAAAGGGAGUUUCCUAAAUUCUUCACAUUCCGAGCCAGAGAUGAGUUCCAGGAGGAUCGGAUCUACCGGAACCUUGAGCCGGCCCUGGCCUUCCAGCUGGAGCUGAACCGGAUGAGAAACUUCGCCCUGACCGCCAUGCCCUGCGCCAACCACAAGAUGCACCUGUACCUGGGCGCGGCCCGCGUGGAGAAGGGCACCGAGGUCACAGACUACCGCUUCUUCGUCAGAGCCAUCGUCCGCCACUCGGACCUCGUCACCAAGGAGGCGUCGUUCGAGUACCUGCAGAACGAGGGCGAGCGUCUGCUCCUGGAGGCCAUGGACGAGCUGGAGGUGGCCUUUAGCAACACGCACACGCGCACGGACUGCAACCACAUCUUCCUCAACUUCGUCCCCACCGUCAUCAUGGAUCCUGUGAAGAUCGAGGAGUCGGUGCGCUCCAUGGUGAUGCGUUACGGUCGGCGUCUGUGGAAGCUGCGAGUGCUGCAGGCGGAGCUCAAGAUCAACAUCCGGCUCACACCGAGCGGCGGCACCGUCCCCAUACGCCUGUUCCUCACCAACGAGAACGGGUACUACCUGGACAUCAGUCUCUACCAGGAGGUCACGGACACGGCCACAGGACAGAUCAUGUUCAAGUCGUACACAGAGAAGCACGGCCCGCUGCACGGGAUGCUCAUUAACACUCCGUACGUCACCAAGGACCUGCUGCAGGCCAAACGCUUCCAGGCCCAGAGCCUCGGCACCACCUACGUCUACGACUUCCCCGAGAUGUUCCGACAGGCUCUGUUUAAGCUCUGGGGUCCGGGAGACAACCACCCUAAAGACGUCCUGCUGUGUACCGAGCUGGUGCUGGACCCUCAGGACCGACUCGUCCAGAUGAACCGACUGCCGGGAGACAACGAGGUGGGCAUGGUGGCGUUCCGCAUGACUAUGAGGACCCCGGAGUACCCCGAGGGGCGUGACAUCAUCGUGAUCUGUAACGACAUCACCUAUAAGAUCGGCUCAUUCGGGCCUCGGGAGGACCUGCUGUUCCUGCGGGCGUCGGAGUUGGCGCGAGCCGAGGGGAUCCCGCGCGUCUACAUCGCCGCUAACAGCGGGGCGCGCAUCGGCCUGGCCGAGGAGAUCAGGCACAUGUUCCAGGUGGCGUGGGUCGACCCCGCCGACCCCUACAAGGGUUUUAAGUAUUUAUAUUUAACACCUCAGGACUACACACGCAUCAGCUCCACCAACUCCAUCCACUGUCGCCAUGUGGAGGAGGGAGGAGAGUCCAGGUACAUCAUCACUGACAUCAUCGGGAAGGAGGACGGGCUCGGUGUGGAGAACCUCAGGGGCUCGGGGAUGAUCGCGGGCGAGUCGUCACAGGCGUACGAGGAGAUCGUCACCAUCAGUCUGGUGACGUGUCGGGCGAUCGGUAUCGGAGCGUACCUGGUGCGACUGGGACAGAGAGUGAUCCAGGUGGAGAACUCUCACAUCAUCCUGACUGGAGCUGGAGCUCUGAACAAGGUUCUCGGGCGUGAAGUCUACACCUCCAACAACCAGCUGGGCGGCGUUCAGAUCAUGCACAACAACGGCGUCACACACACCACGGUGCCGGACGACUUCGAGGGCGUCUUCACCAUCCUGCAGUGGCUGUCCUACAUGCCCAAGAACAAGCACAGUCCUGCACCCCUGAUGCCCCCGACUGACCCGGUGGACAGAGAGAUCGACUUUGUCCCUACCAAGGCUCCCUACGACCCUCACUGGAUGCUCUCUGGACGUCCCCAUCCCAGUGUGAGGGGGGCGUGGCAGAGUGGCUUUUUCGACCACGGCACCUUCAUGGAGGUGAUGUCCACCUGGGCGCCGACUGUGGUGGUGGGCAGGGCCAGACUGGGAGGGAUUCCACUCGGGGUCAUCGCCGUGGAGACGCGGACCGUCGAGGUCACCGUCCCAGCAGAUCCAGCCAAUCUGGACUCAGAGGCGAGGAUAGUGCAGCAGGCGGGACAGGUGUGGUUCCCGGACUCGGCGUAUAAAACCGCUCAGGCCAUUAAUGACUUCAACAGAGAGAAACUCCCGCUCAUGGUGUUCGCUAACUGGAGGGGUUUCUCCGGCGGCAUGAAAGACAUGUACGACCAGGUGCUGAAGUUCGGCGCGUACAUCGUGGACGCCCUGAGGGAGUUCCGUCAGCCCGUGCUGGUCUACAUCCCGCCGCACGCCGAGCUGAGAGGAGGAUCAUGGGUAGUGAUCGACCCCACCAUCAACCCGCAGUACAUGGAGCUCUACGCUGACCGGGACAGCAGGGGAGGUGUGUUAGAGCCAGAGGGCACGGUGGAGAUCAAGUUUAGGAGGAAGGAUCUGGUCAAGACCAUGAUGAGGAUCGACCCCGAGUACUCGCGCCUCAACCAAGCGCUCAGUUCUGCGGAUCUGAGUGAGAAGGAGCGCGGCGAGGUGGAGGCUCAGCUUAGGACCAGGGAGGAGUUCCUGCUGCCCAUCUACCACCAGGUGGCGAUACAGUUCGUCGACCUGCACGACACACCCGGGAGGAUGCAGGAGAAAGGCGUCGUCACGGACGUCUUGGACUGGAAGAGCGCUCGGUCCUUCUUCUACUGGCGUCUGCAGCGCCUCCUGCUGGAGGAGAAGGUGAAGAGCGAGAUCGUGCAGGCCAACAGAGACCUGAGCAACGGCCACAUCAAGUCCAUGCUGCGGCGCUGGUUCAUCGAGACCGAGGGGACGGUCAAAGCGUAUCUGUGGGACAAUAACAAGGCGGUGGUGGAGUGGCUGGAGACACAUCUGUCUCAGCAGGACGGAGUGCGCUCUGCCAUCAGGGAGAACAUCAAGUACCUAAAGAGGGACCACGCCCUUAAAUGCAUGCGCAGUCUCAUGGAGGCGAACCCAGAGGUGGCGAUGGACUGCAUCAUGCACAUGGCUCAGAACAUCACUCCGUCUCAGAGGGCCAAAGUCUCACACCUGCUGGCCACCAUGGACAACACCACCAGCACCAGCUAACACUCUCUCACACACACACACACACACACACACACACACACACACACACACUCACUGGUCAGCUCAGUGCCAGUAUCAGCGGGCGUUCAUUAGCGUCAGUGGACAUUCUGUCUGUCUGGAGGGAGAAAAGGAACGAGGACGUCUCCUGUACACAUAUCAUACGCACAUACACGCUCGAGCACGCACACACACACACACACUAAACACUGAAAAAGCCACUUGAGGUCACACUGUGGGCAUUUCACUUCACUUCAAAGACUGAAGGUGUUUGAUCUCUCAGUGUCCUGUGUACUGUACCAGAGUCGCCUUGAAAUAAUCAACGCACAACACACACACACACACCUCUGCUCACUCCCAUCAGCGCUGUGUGAAUGUUAUACACCUUUACACCAGAGGUGGCGCUCUUCAGCAAUGCCAAGUUUAAACCAGAAUAAACGCACAAAACCUCAUCAGCAUUAAAGCUCGAAGCCGAACAGAGCUCUAAGGUUCACAACCUGAUUGUUUUUAUUAUUAUUAUUAUUAUUAUUGUUUUAUUGUGUUUAACCCCUAGUGUGUAUCAGUGUAUCAUUUCACACUGUAGUGUAGACGGUGUGUUUACAGACACACAUGUGUUCAGGGAACCUGGUGCCAAGUUUUAACAGACGUAGCAGUGUUAUGACGAGAACCACUCGCUCCUGUGUGAAGCAAUAAUCUCUUUUAAACGUGUUUGGCGUUUUUCUUCUGCAAUAACUCAGGUUUAGUUUUUUUAAAACAUAAAUAAAUAAAUAAUGAUGUAUUAUGGAAAGAAAAGAAAAGAAACGUUGCCAGUAAGUGCCUUUUAGCUCAUAUCAGUGAGAGGAAAUAAAAAUCCUAGAUGCUGGAGAGAAGCGUUUCAUGUCCUGUCGAGUUUCUCACGCGGUUAGUGUUUACACCCAGAUCAGCGGUGACGGCUGGAGUUCAACAUGAAUAGCGCUCACGUUCAAUAGCGCUCACGUUCAAUAGCGCUCACGUUCAAUAACGUUUGUUUCACUACAAGAAUUGUGUUUUUAAAACAAACUAUGUUGUUUAUCCAGAUGUUUUUAAGAAGAUGACUGUCGUAUGAUCUACAAAAGUCUCAAAUAAAACCAGUUUCUAUACAGA
Messenger RNA from Clarias gariepinus (North African catfish), 8409 nucleotides. It is a transcript of the gene acacb, whose product is annotated as acetyl-CoA carboxylase beta. The transcript has 53 exons. Bases 226 to 7290 code for a protein of 2354 amino acids. The record is from RefSeq and is a predicted model, not a curated record. Gene Ontology annotation, molecular function: metal ion binding; acetyl-CoA carboxylase activity; ATP binding. Lineage: Eukaryota; Metazoa; Chordata; Actinopteri; Siluriformes; Clariidae. Gene Ontology annotation, biological process: fatty acid biosynthetic process.